AUGGGCAUCAACAAUCCUCUGCCGGCCUCCAUGGCAUCCGAAUGCAAGAAAUGCGGAAAGAUCCUCUCGUCCUUCAUCAAUCCGCGGCAGGCCUUUGGCCCCGAAAAGGUGAUUCCGCCCUCGAUCCUGUCCAACGCAAAGGGCCUGGCCAUCAUCACCGUCUUCAAGGCCGGAUUCCUCGGAUCUGGUCGCUUUGGCAGUGGCCUCGUGGUCGCUCGACUGCCUGACGGAACCUGGAGCGCUCCCAGCGCUAUUGGAACGCUCGGCGGCGGAUUUGGCGGACAGAUCGGCUUCGAGCUGACGGACUUUGUCUUCAUUCUUAACGACACCUCGGCCGUCAAGACUUUUGCGCAGGCUGGCUCCAUCACACUGGGAGGCAACGUUUCAUUGGCUGCGGGACCCGUUGGCCGCAAUGCCGAGGCCGCCGGCGCAGCUUCGCUCAAGAGUGUGUCCGGCAUCUUCAGCUACUCCAAGACCAAGGGUCUGUUUGCUGGUGUCUCACUCGAGGGCUCCGCCAUCAUUGAGCGUCGUGAUGCCAACGAGAAGCUGUACGGCACGCGGUACACGGCGCAGCAGCUGCUCACUGGGACUGUACCGCCUCCGCCGCAGGCCGCCCCUCUCAUGAACAUCCUCAACUCGAGGGUUUUUAGUGGCAUGAGACUCGGCACUACCGACGACACCAUGUACAACGACAUGCCCAUAUACGAUGACAGCCAUGAUGACGUUGUGUGGGAGGGCCGACAGGGAUCUGCGUAUGGCGAAGGCCAGCCGAACCCCCGCUCAAGAUCAAACACCUGGCAAGACGACGUUUACGAUAGGCAGAACUUCAACCCGCCUUCACGCUCAAACACUUUUGCGACCAGGGGAUUCGACGACGACUAUAGAUUCCAGGACAGGCCACCCGAGAAAAAGGUUGGCCCUGGCCGUCCUACCGCGCCUAAGCCUGUCUUUGGUGCCAAGCAGGCUGCAUUGAAAUCGAACGAGGCCGUGGCUUUGUUCAACUUUGACGCGGACCAGCCCGGCGAUUUGGGCUUCAAGAAGGGUGAUGUGAUUACGAUAUUAAAGAAGACAGAUAGUGAUAACGACUGGUGGACCGGUCAAAUCGGAACAAGGCAUGGCAUUUUCCCCAGUAACUACGUCAAGAUGAGGGAGUGAUGAGAUGAACCCGAUACCUGUGAUACCACCAAGACUGCUGCUUUUUCAUCGUUCUUCUUUCUAAGUUAUACUAUUUUUUUUUUCUUGGAAAAGGGCUCCAAUUGGAAGGAUACCAACUUGUUUUAACACGUUAUAUCUCCCUGGGUUGAAUUGAUCGUUUUCAUUCCAUCUUUCUCUUCGCACUGUUCCUUUGGGAUUUUUGAAGAGAUUCUUUUCUUUUUACUUUUUGAUGGAUAGCCGUGCUUUUGGUGCUGCUUAGCAGAGGGGGAGAGUUUUAUGGUGAUUGACAGGCGUAGGGGUCAAGAGAAAGAUUUCCCGAGAAAGAAUGCUAUUUACAAAGUUUACAUUUCUACCAAGGCAAUGUUGCUGAACAAUUUAUUUGUUUGCAUGUUUGACGGUUGUAAAGGAUUAUAUCAAUCUAUUGGAAUUUGUUAUUGAUCACGUAUGCUUGGCAAA
This is a messenger RNA of Trichoderma virens Gv29-8, 1611 nucleotides long. RefSeq lists its product as uncharacterized. Gene Ontology annotation, biological process: actin filament bundle assembly; actin cortical patch localization. The record is from RefSeq and is a predicted model, not a curated record. Gene Ontology annotation, cellular component: actin cortical patch. The transcript has 3 exons. Bases 1 to 1155 code for a protein of 384 amino acids. Lineage: Eukaryota; Fungi; Ascomycota; Sordariomycetes; Hypocreales; Hypocreaceae. Gene Ontology annotation, molecular function: phosphatidylinositol binding; actin filament binding.